Trichoderma reesei QM6a is the source of this 1962-nucleotide messenger RNA. RefSeq lists its product as uncharacterized. Gene Ontology annotation, biological process: sphingomyelin catabolic process. The coding region runs from base 1 to 1962 and encodes 653 amino acids. The transcript has 5 exons. Gene Ontology annotation, molecular function: sphingomyelin phosphodiesterase activity. Lineage: Eukaryota; Fungi; Ascomycota; Sordariomycetes; Hypocreales; Hypocreaceae. The record is from RefSeq and is a predicted model, not a curated record.
AUGCGUGCCAGCUCGGCGCUUCGACUACUGGCCCUGGGCUUGGUCGCUCGGGCUGCGGGCUCUCCUGAGGAUAGCAGUCUCUCUCCGCGAGACAUCACACACUUCGAGAGAGCGCUUGAGGCUAGGGGAUUGGCGGAGGAUAUCUGGAAUCAGAUCAAGAAUGCAGCUACCUGCACCGCCUGCCAGGGCAUUCUCGUUCUUCUCAAGGGGCUUGCCGUCUUCGGAGACGGAGCCUUCGUUGACGUGACCACUGCUGUCUGCAAGCUUGCAAAUGUCGAAGAUGACGAUGUCUGUGAGGGCACCAUUGCGCUCGAGGGUCCCAUCAUUGCCAAGUCCAUUCGGAACAUGGAUCUCGGCUCCACGACAUCGCAACUGUUUUGCGGCUCGUUCCUCGGACUCUGCCCUGAGCCAGCCGUUCCUCAGUGGAAGAUACCAUUUCCUUCGCCAAAGCCACAGACUGGUCGUCCUGCGCCGAGUGGGAAGAAGCCUCUCAAGGUUGUCCAAUACUCAGACAUCCACAUUGAUCCUCUAUAUGUGGCGGGUUCUACCACAAACUGCACCAAGCCCAUCUGCUGCAGAAGACCCUAUACCGAUGCUGACGAGCCUGGCACUUCGACCACGCCUGCUGGCCCCAAUGGAGACCACAAGUGCGACACUCCCCUCAGCUUGGAAUUGAGCAUGUAUCAGGCCAUCAAAGAGACCGUGCCGGAUGCAGCCCUCACCCUGUUCACGGGCGAUAUUGUCGACCAUGCCAUCUGGAACACUUCGCAGCCGUACAAUGAGAAGCAGAUCUCUGACGCCUACGGGCACAUGAGCCAGUACCUUGGUCUUGUCUACGGUACGGCCGGUAACCACGAGGCCAAUCCCACCAAUGCCUUUCCUCCCAAGUCCAUCAGCAACUCCUCGCAAUGGGUAUACGAUGCGCUGUCUGACGAGUGGACGCGCUGGGUGGGCGUUGCGGCUGAAUCUCAGAUACAAAGCAUUGGUGCCUACUCGACCAGGUAUCCCAGCGGCAACCUGAGGAUCAUUUCCCUCAACACCAACUUCUACUACCGCAUGAACUUUUGGCUCUAUCAGGAGGAGCUUGAGCGGGACCCCGAUGGCCAGGUUCAGUGGCUCGUUAACGAGCUUGACGCCGCAGAGAAGGCGGGCGAGAGAGUCUACAUCAUCGGACACAUGCCUCCUGGCGAAGGCGACGCCUUCCACGCAGGUUCCAACUACAUCGACCAGGUCGUCAACCGCUACUCGACGACCAUUGCCGCCAUGUUCUUCGGCCACACGCACGUUGACCACUUCGAGAUCAGCUACUCCGACUACAACAGCCGAGACGCGUCCCACGCCGUCAUGACGUCGUAUAUUUGUCCCUCGCUGACGCCCACCUCGGGCAUGCCCUCGUUCCGCGUCUACGACGUCGACCCGGAGACGUUUGCCGUGCUCGACACCACGACGUACAUUGCCGACAUGACCGACACCGCCUUCCAGACGACUGGCCCCGUGUGGAAGAAGUCCUACUCCGCCAAGGAGACGUAUGGCUCCAGGCUGAGUCCCCCCGUGACCGACCCCGGCGCCGAACUGACGCCCGCGUUCUGGCAUAAUGUGACGGCCCUGUUCGAAUCGAGCUCGGACUUGUUCGACAAGUACAUCUCGCUCAAGAGCCGCGGAUGGAGCGUCGAGCCGUGCACUGGCGAGUGCAAGACGCUGGAGCUCUGCAAGCUGAGGGCUGCGCGCAGCGAGAACAACUGCGUGGUUGUUUCGCCUGGUCUUCACCUCAGCAAGAGGUCGUCGGACGAGCUGCGAGGCCACGGUCACGACCACGGCCAUGGCCACCAGGAGCACGACCACGAGUGCGGCAUGUCGGCCGGUAUGAAGGUGCUGAGCUCGUUGGCCGUGAGGAAGGAUCUGCUGGAUGAGUUGGAGACCAAGUAUAACGAGUUCAAGGCCAAGGCUGCGACUUCGGCAUGA